Molecule: messenger RNA, 1412 nt
Organism: Paramuricea clavata
Lineage: Eukaryota; Metazoa; Cnidaria; Anthozoa; Malacalcyonacea; Plexauridae
Source: the annotation of a GenBank genome assembly
AUGUUUCGUGGAGCUGCUCAUAAUAUGUGCAACCUAAAAUAUAGAAUUACAUGGAAAGUUCCUGUGGUCUUCCACAAUCUAAGAGGUUACGAUAGCCAUCUAAUUAUGCAAGAGAUUGGUAAAUUUAAGAUGAACAUUAACGUAGUUCCAAAUAACAUGGAAAAAUACAUUUUAUUCUCACUAGGUAAAAAUCUUGUCUUCAUAGACUCUAUACAGUUUAUGGCUUCUUCAUUGGAAGCACUCGUGAGUAACCUUUCACCUGAGGACUUCAAGAUAGUAGGUAAGAGGUGGAAGGGUGAGGACUUCAACUUAGUAACACAAAAAGGAGUCUUUCCAUAUGAAUUCCUGGAUAACAUUAGUAAACUUGAUGCUGAGGGUCUUCCAAGUAAAGAUAAAUUCUACUCAACACUGUACGAGUCAGAGGUGAAGGAAGAAGAUUACCAAAGAGCUCAGAAAGUAUGGGAUCACUUUGGAAUGAAAACUAUGAGAGACUACCACGAUCUCUACCUAGAAACUGACGUUCUUCUACUAGCGGAUGUUUUUGAAAACUUCAGGAGAACCUGCUUGGAAAAUUAUAAACUUGACCCUGCACAUUACAUAUCAGCACCCAGUCUAAGUUGGGAUGCAUUCCUGAAACAGUCAGGUGAAGAAAUAGAACUUGCAAGUGAUAUGGAUAUGUUCCAGUUCUUUGAGAAGGGAAUGAGAGGUGGGAUAAGUCACAUUGCUCACAGACAAGCUACAGCUAAUAAUAAGUAUAUGGAAACGUAUAACGAAGAGCUCGAAAACAAGUACCUUAUGUACCUCGACGCCAACAAUUUAUAUGGCUGGGCAAUGUCACAACCACUACCUAAUGGAGAGUUUGAGUGGGUCGAGGAAUUUGAUGGUAUAAACCUUGAUGACUACCUUGGAGACAACGGAAGGGGUAUGGUUCUAGAGGUUGACAUGGAAUAUCCACAAGAACUUCACAAUCUACAUAACGGUUAUCCGCUAGCCCCAGAGAGCAAAGAGAUUAAUGCUUCAAUGUUGUCAGAUUACGCAAAAAGUAUUGCUGAGAAAUUUCAGCUAACAAUUGGAGGAGUAAGAAAACUGGUGAACUCUCUUGGACCAAGGAAGAACUACGUCUUACAUGCACGUAAUCUAAAACUCUACACAGACCUUGGAAUGAAACUCACAAAGGUUCACAGAGCGGUCUCAUUCAAACAGUCCCCUUGGCUUAAGAACUAUAUUGACUUCAAUACAAAGAAACGGUCAGUAGCACGUAAUGUGUUUGAAAAGAACUUCUUCAAAUUAAUGAACAACUCAAUCUAUGGAAAGACAAUGGAAAAUCUUAGGAAAAGAGUCGAUGUAAAAUUAGUGUCAUCGAAAAACGACCUCCUAAAACUUACGGCAUCACCGUGCUUCCAGUCACAUAG